This is a messenger RNA of Plodia interpunctella (Indianmeal moth), 958 nucleotides long. It is a transcript of the gene Csp, whose product is annotated as Cysteine string protein. Gene Ontology annotation, cellular component: type Is terminal bouton. Bases 146 to 763 code for a protein of 205 amino acids. Gene Ontology annotation, biological process: regulation of neuromuscular synaptic transmission. The record is from RefSeq and is a predicted model, not a curated record. The transcript has 2 exons. Lineage: Eukaryota; Metazoa; Arthropoda; Insecta; Lepidoptera; Pyralidae.
CUGUGGUUCUUUCUUUCUACGCCUUGACUAGUUUGACAGGACAGGAGUGAUUCUUUCUGGAUUACCUAUCUUCGUAUUGAAUUGCAUUUUCCUUAAUUAUAUUGUUGUUGGCGAUUACAUAUUCAAAUAAUUGCACAACAUAAACAUGGAUAAAAGAAAACUUUCCACUGCAGGAGAUAGUUUGUACCAAAUACUUCAAGUACCCAAAACUGCAACUGCUGAAGACGUGAAGAAAAGCUAUCGAAAAUUGGCAUUAAAAUACCACCCAGACAAAAAUCCCAACAAUCCGGAAGCAUCAGAUAAGUUUAAAGAAGUAAAUCGUGCACAUACAAUACUCAGUGACGCGACCAAGAGAAAUAUUUAUGAUAAUUACGGAUCGCUCGGAUUAUACAUAGCCGAACAGUUUGGUGAAGAAAACGUCAAUGCCUAUUUCGUAGUUACAAGUACAUGGUGUAAAGCCGUAUUUUUGAUUUGUGGUAUUCUCACCGGAUGUUACUUCUGUUGUUGCUUGUGCUGCUGCUGUAACUGCUGCUGUGGGAAGUGCAAGCCUCGUCCGCCAGAAGAAUCUGGAGACUACCACACGCUGGAGCGAGAUGAUUCUGACGGAGUGCAAGCGGUUACCGUGCAGCCGGGCGGUGAGGGUCAAAGGCCCAAAGGAGACCAGGCUCCGCCCAUUGCCAUGCCCGCACCUCCUGCCUCAGGCGCCGGCGCCUCGGAGAACACAGGCCUCAACACAGGAAGCAGUAUUCCAAAAUACACAUGAAGUAUUCACAACCUAUCCUAGUCUAACAUAAUUUUUAAGAAAAAUAUGGAACUGAUUUUUUCUAUUAAACCACCAACAAGCACUUUAUGUAAUUGCAAAACGUAAAUUAAGUUUUAUAUUUAUAUAUAUUUUUUUACUUGUAAUAUACUAAAUCAGGUUUAUUUUGUGUUCAAAAAUUAAAUUUAUUGGCAAUAA